AUGUUAGGCUACCCACAAGACGGUUUAACCUGCAGUCCAGUGUGUGUUCCAGCAUCAGUAAAAGUUAAAAACCUUUUUUGCGGCACCACAAAACGCCAGUGUGGUUUCCAGCCUUCCAUUGCGAUUCUAACUCACGACCGUCGCCUGGCUCCUAAGAGCACAAGCCACUGCACAACUGCAGCUCUGUGUCU
Molecule: messenger RNA, 191 nt
Organism: Candidula unifasciata
Lineage: Eukaryota; Metazoa; Mollusca; Gastropoda; Stylommatophora; Geomitridae
Source: the annotation of a GenBank genome assembly